Messenger RNA from Penicillium lagena, 1281 nucleotides. RefSeq names its product Gfo/Idh/MocA family protein. The transcript has a single exon. Gene Ontology annotation, molecular function: oxidoreductase activity; nucleotide binding. Bases 1 to 1281 code for a protein of 426 amino acids. NCBI's taxonomy places the organism in Eukaryota, Fungi, Ascomycota, Eurotiomycetes, Eurotiales, Aspergillaceae. Gene Ontology annotation, biological process: NADPH regeneration. The record is from RefSeq and is a predicted model, not a curated record. Gene Ontology annotation, cellular component: cytoplasm.
AUGUCUACCUCGCCGCUACGCCUGGGCAUCCUCGGCGCCUCCGACGCCGUCCCAGCCAUCUAUCUCCCCAUCCUACACACCCUCCCGAAACAAUAUCACUUAACCAUCAUCUACGAUCCGAACAGCCACCAUGCCGAGGCUUGCAAGUCCAAGUUCAACAUCACACACACCACAACAGACAUUCAGGAAGUCCUGCACCACCCGGAGGUUGACCUAAUCCUCAACCUGCUGCCAACAGAAUACCACGAGAAAUACACCGUGGCCGCCUUGGAAGCCGGCAAGCACGUCAUGGUCGAGGUGCCGCUGUGCAUGGGCAUCCAGGGCCUGCGACGCAUCCGCGACGCCAUCAAGAAGGGCCAGACGGUGCGGGCUCAGGGCGAGGGCGAUGGUGAGGGCAGCAUGGUCGACAAGCCCAAGAUCUUUAUGGGAUGUGUGCGUCGGUAUGCGCCGGUCGUGGAGGAUGUCUUCAAGAAGGAGCUUGCCAGUUUGGGACGCGUGUACUACGCGCGCUGUCGCAAUAUCGCCGGUUCGAUGAAUAACGUCGUCGGCGCGCUCAACGGCACAUCUGAUACAAAUAGAAACAACAGCACCAAUGGAGCCAGCACGCAUAGCGCCACCGAAUUCCACUCCAUCAUUUCCGAAAUUUUCGGCACCCCCGAAGACCUAACCCCAGACCGCGUCGCCUUCUGCCGCUGGCUCGGCACAAUGGGCUGCCACGAUCUCUCCCUGAUGCGCGAGACGCUGGGGUUCCCCAACGCUGUGUCCAACGUCUGCAUAACAGACCCGUUCUACUCGGCUAUCUUCCACUACACGGACACGAAGCAUGAUGACAGCCACCCGUUUACGCUGCUGUACGAGGCAGGCGUGGAUGCAGUCCCACGCUGCGAUGCCCAUUUGACGGUAUACGGGGCGCGCAAGACGGUUAGUUUGCAGUAUGAUUUUCCCUGUCCUGGGGAGAGUAUUGGGCAGGGACGGGUGAUGCGUGUUGUUGUGGAGGAGAGUGUGGAUGGGGAUGGGGAGGAUGUGAAUGGGGAUGGACAUGGCUUCAGCGAGGGCAGCACAAGCAACGGAGUGGCUCGACCUCGAGUUAAGAGGACUGAAACAGUCAGCUCCUGUGAAGAGGCAUACGCGCACGAACUCUCGGCGCUGCAUGCCUACUUGGUCGACGAUGUCCCUGCAAAAACAUCCGCCGAUGACGCCUUGCUGGAUCUGAGAAUGCUGUGCAUGAUCUUCGAGCAUUAUGACCGUCAAUGCGGAACUAUUCGCACACCCCUGGGUUAA